CGGGGGUCGCGUCUGCCGCGCGCCAGACCGGCCGGCCCGGGUGCGGAGCGCGGCCAUGGGCCCGGGGCCCCCGGCGGCCGGAGCGGGGGCGCCGCCGCGGCCACUGUCGGUGGCCGCGCGGCUGAGCUAUGCGGUGGGCCACUUCCUCAACGACCUGUGCGCGUCCAUGUGGUUCACCUACCUGCUGCUCUACCUGCACUCGGUGCGCGCCUACAGCUCGCGCGGCGCCGGCCUGCUGCUGCUGCUCGGCCAGGUGGCCGACGGGCUGUGCACGCCCCUCGUGGGCUACGAGGCCGACCGCGCCGCCGGCCGCUGCGUCCGCUGCGGCCCCCGAAAGGCCUGGCACCUGGUCGGUACCAUCUGUGUCCUGCUGUCCUUCCCCUUCAUCUUCAGCCCGUGUCUGGGCUGCGGGGCAGCCACGCCCGAGUGGGCCGCCCUCCUCUACUACGCGCCCUUCAUCGUGAUCUUCCAGUUCGGCUGGGCGGCUACGCAGAUUGCCCACCUCAGCCUCAUCCCAGAGCUCGCCACCAAUGACCACGAGAAGGUGGAGCUCACGGCCCUCAGGUACGCCUUCACCGUGGUGGCCAGCAUCACCGUGUACAGUGCCGCCUGGGUGCUGCUCCACCUGCAGGGCUCCCCGAGCUUGGGGGGGGCCCGCAGGGUCACUGACCAGCUGGGCGUCCAAGACGUGCCAGUGUUCCAGAACCUCUCCCUGCUGGUGGUGGGAGUCGGAGCCGUCUCUUCGCUGCUGUUCCAUCUGGGCACCAGGGAAGGGCGCCGGCCUCGGGCGGAGGAGCCGGACGAGCACAGCCCGCUGCUGGCCCCUGCCACCGCCCGGCCCCUGCUGCUCUGGAAGCACUGGCUCCGGGAGCCGGCGUUCUAUCAGGUGGGCUUGCUGUACAUGAGCACGAGGCUCAUCGUGAACCUGUCCCAGACGUACAUAGCCAUGUAUCUCACCUACUCCCUCAACCUGCCCAAGAAGUUCAUCGCCACCAUCCCGCUGGUGAUGUACCUCAGCGGUUUCUGCUCCUCCUUCCUCAUGAAGCCAGUCAACAAGUGCAUCGGGAGGAACCUGACCUACUUCACGGGCCUCCUGGUGAUCCUGGCCUUCGCAGCCUGGGUGGCCCUGGCAGACGGGCUGGGCAUGGCUGUGUACGCGGCAGCUGUGCUGCUGGGCACGGGCUGCGCCACCAUCCUCGUCACCUCGCUGGCCAUGACGGCCGACCUCAUCGGCCCCCACACGCACAGCGGAGCCUUCGUGUACGGGGCCAUGAGCUUCUCGGAUAAAGUGGCCAACGGGCUGGCAGUCAUGGCCAUCCAGAGCCUGUAUCCCUGCUCCUUGGAGAUUUGCUGCAGGGCCUGCAUGGGCUUCUACCGCUGGGUGAUGGUGGCCGCCACCGGCGGGGUGGGCGUGGCCGCCACUCUCUGUCUCUGCAGUCUCCUCAUCUGGCCCAUCCGCCUGCGGAGCUGGGACCCUGGAGCCCAGCCCUGAUUCCACAGGCGCCACGGUUGCCAUCCUGUGCACAUGAACUCUGUAUACUCCAGGACCAGCUGAGGCCAGGAGCAGCCCUCCCUCCGUGCCGCCCCCACCUCCCAUCCCUACCCCCCCAUCCUUGCCUGGCUGUGGGGGCAGGACGGUCAGGAUCCCAGACACGGAGCUCAGCGCUCUGGGAUCCAGGGGUGCGCCCGGCUCACCCCUCACCCCAGGCUCGGGUGCAGUUUGCUACAUGCCGCCAGGUCCCCCGACCAUGACGUGGUCACUGAGCCUGACGGGAGCCUCAGGCAGGGGGUAGGGAGGAGCAAGGCCCAUGCUCUGUGCCCAGGCCACUGCUGGCCACGAAUAAAGAGCCACCCGUGGGUGAGGACUGUGGCCUCAGCUGUGUGCCCAGAGCCCAGAGUGGGGAGAGGGCAGCUGGUAUGCCCUGCGUCUGCCUGCCUCUGGCCCAGUUUCGGUCACUGGGGUCUUGGUUGGGGGCUCCCUUGAUCUGGCCGCCGGAUCACGCAAGGUCCCCGGGGUCCCCAGAGGUGGACAGAUGCACGGGGGUGGGGUCCCUGCAGCGGGCGGUGUCGGGCAGCAUGAACUUUAUCAGUGGGUGGGUGUGUAGACGGAUGGGGGCCGCUGGAUGGUGGAGGGACAGUAAGGUUCCAGGUACCAUUGCCUGUAGUUCUGCGUGGUGUGGCGCAGGCGCCGGGGCGCCGACAGGAACGGCACGUCGUCAGACCCCUGCCACGGCGGCUCCGCCCGGUACCAGUGCCUGUUGACCACUGUGGGGCCAGGACCCAGGUCACCUCCUGUCGCCGGGCACUCUGAGCCCCAGCCGAGGUGGCCUGGCUCUCCCCGAUCGCCCCCCCUUCUCACCGUAUUCCUUGCCCCGGCUGGGUCUGUCCGGCCACAGCGUGCUCCCCCACUGCGUGCUGGGGGCCCUGCACUGGGCAGGGAGGACAGGGUCAUACCAGGCGGUCUCCCGGAGGCGCU
Neomonachus schauinslandi (Hawaiian monk seal) is the source of this 2476-nucleotide messenger RNA. RefSeq names its product major facilitator superfamily domain containing 12 (gene MFSD12). NCBI's taxonomy places the organism in Eukaryota, Metazoa, Chordata, Mammalia, Carnivora, Phocidae. Gene Ontology annotation, biological process: carbohydrate transport. Gene Ontology annotation, cellular component: membrane. The transcript is spliced from 10 exons. Gene Ontology annotation, molecular function: symporter activity. The coding region runs from base 56 to 1492 and encodes 478 amino acids. The record is from RefSeq and is a predicted model, not a curated record.